UUUGAAUGCGUCAUCAGCAGGAUAUUCUUGCGUUAGGGCGGGGGUAUUCGUGUGGCGAACAGCAUUUUUAUCUCGUUUUAGCUCGGCCAUGUCAGUCGAGUUGCAGUCGAGCCGCAUCUCUUUGAACAGGAGUGUGUUUUCCACGCAGGUUCCACGCAGAUAGACCAUCGCCAUGGAUGUCACGGACCCCACUCACAAUCAGCACUACUGCCUUCGGUGGAACAAUCAUCGCUCGAAUCUGCUGACCGUCUUCGACGAGCUGUUGCACAACGAGGAGUUCAGCGACGUUACCCUCGCCGUCGAUGACGGCAGGAUGGUCAACUGUCACAGGAUCGUGCUGGCCGCAUGCUCGACGUACUUCCAGACCUUAUUUACCAAACUGCCACCCAAUCAGCAUCCGAUAAUCGUCCUCAAGGACGUUAGGUACCUGGAGAUAAAGGCGAUACUGGAAUACAUGUAUCGCGGUGAGGUGAACGUGGCGCAUGAACAGCUAUCUGCCCUACUGACCGUCGCGCAAGUGCUGAAGGUAAAGGGUCUGGUGGAGGAACAUGAGAACAGUCGGACCAGCACGGCGCGUGACCUACGCCGCGAGGAUACGACAAUGAACACGCAAAUAUCACCGCCGCCGACUAUCACCACCAGCACCGGUGGUGGCGGCAACGGCAGCAACUCGCCGCCGUCAUACUCCUCCCUUUACGAGAGAUCCGCAAUCUCGCACGAUCGCGCAGGUCAAAGUCAUCUAGCGAACUCAUUACUCGUCCCGGGCUCGUGGCCGCCGUUACCGUUGGCGGGUCACCAGCUCCCGACACACUCCACCCCCGUUCUCGGCAGCGGAAGCGGCGGUGGCAGCGGCGGCGGCGUCGGCGGAUCUUACGACAACGGCAUCGAAUACUCGCCGCCGCUCAAGGUCCGGAAGCUGCAGUCAAGCCUGUUGAUGAACAACGACACGCCGAUACUGCGCGGAGUACUCGGUCAAUCUCACGUUGAUAGUUCACAGGCUAUGCCGCUGUUGCAGCCGGAUAGCCAUGAGCCGCACUAUCGCAACGCGAGCAGCAACGGAUCCGCGAACGACUGCAGCAAUCGCCGCAGCAAUGACCUGGCCCAUAGUGAGACCGUUCACACCGACGUCUCCUACGUAGACGAGGACGAGAGACAGCCGUCCCCGCAGUCCUAUAGCGCAGACACUGUAAGAAAUUCAGCUGCUGCGGAUUGCCCCCAGCCGAAGCCUGAAUGGAAACGCUAUAAACAGUACACCCGAGACGAUAUCACCGCGGCGAUCGAGGCUGUGAGGAGAGGUAUGAGCGCCGUACAGGCGGCGCGUAAAUACGGCGUGCCGUCGCGCACGCUUUAUGAUAAGGUGAAGAAGCUCGGCAUCCAAACAUCGCGGCCACUCAAGCGCUCGUCGAGCAACGGCGGAAGCGGGGCUUCCUUCCCGUACGGCAUGGGCGCCAACGCGAACGGCGACAUUUACAAUAACAGCGUCGUCAGUGCCAAUAUUCUGUACGACAAUGACAGCGAGAGCGGUAGCGGUAACAUCAACAUCGCCGAGGGCUGUUUGGCCGGCACGAGUGCCCCGGUUUUCAAGGCAGCGUCGUACGCGAAGACGACAAAGGACACGUCGCGGGACUCGGCAAUGUCCGCGGACUCGAUGGCCAGUUGCAGUUCGAGCCCGGUGAUACGCUGCGCCAAACAGAGGCAGCAGCAACAGCAGGAAUUGGAGGAUCAGGUAGAGGACCUAUCGGUGAGUCGCAAAUCCGACGUUCCGGUGAUAGUACCGUCGCCCACUACAUCCGCCGCGAUUAAAGACGAGGCGCCAGAAACGGGGCUGGACAGUAAAGAUUGCUGCGACUACAGCUAA
Molecule: messenger RNA, 1858 nt
Organism: Wasmannia auropunctata (little fire ant)
Lineage: Eukaryota; Metazoa; Arthropoda; Insecta; Hymenoptera; Formicidae
Product: protein tramtrack, beta isoform
Exons: 2
Coding region: 173-1858 (561 amino acids)
Biological process (GO): regulation of transcription by RNA polymerase II
Cellular component (GO): nucleus
Molecular function (GO): DNA binding; protein binding
Source: RefSeq, a predicted model, not a curated record